Sinocyclocheilus anshuiensis is the source of this 1788-nucleotide messenger RNA. It is a transcript of the gene dcph1, whose product is annotated as acidic residue methyltransferase 1. Gene Ontology annotation, biological process: DNA damage response. Lineage: Eukaryota; Metazoa; Chordata; Actinopteri; Cypriniformes; Cyprinidae. The record is from RefSeq and is a predicted model, not a curated record. Gene Ontology annotation, cellular component: nucleus. The transcript has 5 exons. The coding region runs from base 101 to 1447 and encodes 448 amino acids. Gene Ontology annotation, molecular function: phosphatase activity.
ACUAUUUUAUACCUUCACAUUACCUUGUGAAUUGGUCACCGAUCGCUCUCAAAUAAAGUUUGUUGAAAAUCCCUUCUUCUAGUCCUUCCUGUUUGCAAAGAUGGAGGCAGAGGGAAUGUUGGCCCCGCUGUCACUCUCUGCUGAGUUUGAGGGGUCCUUUGCCUAUCUGACUGUGAGAGACAGACUCCCAACCAUACUCACAAAAGUGAUAGACACGUUACACCGCAAUAAAGACAAUUUCUUCAAAGAAUAUGGAAAGGAGGGGAUCCAGGCAGAGAAGACGGCCAUCUCCUUCCUGUCCAAGCUGAGGAAUGAACUGCAGACAGACAAACCUGUGCUGUCUCUGACUGAUAAUGCUGAGGACUCAGAGGCCUGGAAUGAAUACAUGCGAAGACAGCAGGACCUGAUGGAAGACGGGAGGCCUGUCAGCUGGUUCAAGUCACCAUGGCUCUAUGUGGAGUGUUACAUGUACCGGAGGAUCCAAGAGGCUCUGUAUAUGAAUCCACCGAUGGAUAAGUUUGACGUGUUUAAGGAGGGAAAGACGCAAAGCUUCUUUGAAUCUCAACAAGCCAUUAAAUCCCUCUGUACAUACCUUCAGGAGCUCAUCACUAACAUGGAGAACAUGACUGAGAUUCAGCUGCGAGACAACUUUCUCAAGUUACUCCAGGUCUCUCUGUGGGGAAACAAGUGUGAUCUGUCCAUCUCUGCCGGUCAGGACAACUCUCAAAAGUCCAGUCCCAUCGAUUCUCUUCCUGAUUUCCAGCGCUUCAUCCUAGUGGAUGACUCCAGCAUGGUUUGGUCAACGCUGGUUGCUGCUCAAGGAGCCGGAUCCUCUGGGAUGAAGCAUGCCAGAGUGGACAUUAUUUUAGACAAUGCUGGUUUUGAGCUCGUUACCGAUCUAGUCCUUGCUGACUUUCUUGUUUCUGCCGGACUAGCCAAGCAAAUCCGAUUUCAUGGCAAGUCCAUCCCGUGGUUUGUCUCAGACGUCACCAAACAAGACUUUGAGUGGACCAUCAUGCAGACCAUGGCAGCCAAUCACAAGUGGAUGUCAGCCAGCAGUGUCCAAUGGAAGCAUUUCAUGAAGGAGGGUACAUGGUCUUACCAUGACCACUUUUUUUGGACCUUACCCCAUGAGUUCUGUGACAUGGCGAUGGAUGCAGCUGAUCUCUACAGCACUCUCCAGGGCUCUGAUCUGAUUCUCUUCAAAGGAGACCUUAACUACCGGAAGCUUACUGGAGAUAGGAAAUGGGAGCACACGGUUCCGUUUGAUCAAGCGCUGAGGGGGUUCCAGCCUGCCCCUCUCUGCAGUCUCAGGACACUGAAGGCUGAUGUUCAGGUGGGCUUAAAGCCAGGCCAGGCCGAGAAGCUCAGCUCUCAGGAUCCAGACUGGAUGACUAAUGGCAGAUAUGCAGUGGUUCAGUUUUCCAGUCCAUGCAGAGAACAGUAGGGUCAUUUUUAAAGAAAAGAGAGUCCUCACUAAAGAGGAAAUUGCUGAGAAGAAAGAGAUGAAGGAAUAAAAUGCACUGAAGAUGCUGGUUUAGUUGCCAAUAUGCCAAACAAAUGUUUUGUUGUUUUAUCUUUGCUUGUAUAACAGUUGUUUCGGUUGGAAGCAAAUCACGUAGUGAAUCCUACCGAUUGUGCAUAUCAAACACUGAAAUUAAUCUUAACCUAAAUAAUGUCCUUGUUGACCAUCUCUUGAACACAGUAUAAGAUGUUCUGUUUGCACUGCUGAUCUGUAUUGUGUAGAAGUACAGUUACUUAAAAAUACAGAUGUAAACAUGGCAACAA